This is a messenger RNA of Nicotiana tabacum (common tobacco), 1563 nucleotides long. The record is from RefSeq and is a predicted model, not a curated record. Lineage: Eukaryota; Viridiplantae; Streptophyta; Magnoliopsida; Solanales; Solanaceae.
AUGCUUAUUCCUGGUCCUGAAAGUCUAGGAGACGCAAUUGAUGUUUUUCUUCAGCCUUUGAUGGAUGAAUUAAAGGAAUUAUGGGAAACUGGAGUGGAGACCUUUGAUGCGUCAACUAAACAUAACUUUAUGUUGUACGCAACUUUAUUAUGGACCAUUAAUGACUUUCCGGCUUAUGCAAACUUAUCUGGAUGGAGUACAAAAGGAAAAUUGGCUUGCCCAUGUUGCAAUAAAGAAACAUCCUCAAUUAGGUUAGAAAAUGGUAAAAAGCAGUAUUAUAUGGGUCAUAGGCUCUUUCUUCCUCUUAAUCACAAAUGGAGGAAUGAUAAAGAGUCAUUUGAUGGCACUAAGGAGCGAAGACUACCACCCGAAAUUUUAUCCGGUGAGGAUAUACUUGAUCAAGUGGCUGAUUUAGAUAGUUUACCACUAACAAAGGAUCCAAAGAAAAAGAUUAAAAUAUCACAUGAGAGUAGGAGUGAUAAUUGGAAUAAGAAGAGUAUUUUCUUUGAUCUUCCCUAUUGGAAAACUCUAUUGUUGCGACAUAAUUUAGAUGUGAUGCAUAUUGAGAAAAAUGUAUGUGACAAUAUUUUGGGGACAAUCUUAAAUGUCAAAGGAAAAACCAAAGAUACCAUAAAAGCUCGAUUGGAUUUGCAAGCAAUGAACAUAAGGAAAGAAUUGCAUCCAAUUAAAAGUGGGGAUAAAUAUGAGCUACCAACAGCAUGUUACACGUUAUCUCUGGAAGAGAAAAACAAAUUUCUCAGAUUCCUAAAGAACUUAACGGUCCCAGAUGGAUAUUUAUCAAAUAUAUCUCAGUGUGUCAACACUAAAGAUCGCAAAAUUUCAGGCCUAAAAAGUCAUGAUUGCCAUGGUCUUCUACAAUAUUUACUUCCACUUGCUAUACGUGGUAUGCUUUGCAAAUCUAUAUGUGAACCUCUUAUUGAGUUAUCUUUAUUUUUCAACUUGCUUGGAGCAAAAUGUUUAAGAAUAGAUGACUUAGAACAGAUAGCAGCUCAAAUUCCUAUAACUCUGUGCAAGUUAGAAAAUGUAUUCCCUCCUUCAUUUUUUGAUGUAAUGGUGCACUUGCCGAUUCAUUUAGCUAAUGAAGCUAUGAUUGCUGGACCUAUUCAAUAUCGAUGGAUGUAUCCAGUGGAGAAAUGGCUAUACUUUUUGAAAUCUUUAGUUGGAAAUAGUGCUUGCCCAGAAGGUUCUAUCGCGGAGGGAUAUUUGGCAACUGAAUGUUUGACUCUAUGCUCAAGGUACUUGCAUACAAUGGAAACAAAGUUUAAUCUCCUUGAGCGGAAUUAUGAUGGUGGUGUUAUUGAAUCUGAUGGAGGUUUAACAAUUUUUUCUCAACCUGGAAAAGAAUUAAGAGAUGGAAAAUUGGACAAACUUAAUCCACAUGAAUUAGAGAAAGCACAUAUUUAUAUUUUGAAGAACUGUGAUGAAAUUCAACCAUUUCUCGAAGAGUUUUCAGAAAUUCCAGGUGAUACCUCUCAAAAACAUUCAGAUAGGGAGUUCAUUAGUUGGUUAAAAGAAAAAGGUUGUCGAAUUGUACAAAUGUGA